GUUCUCACGGAAAAUGGAAAACGAGUGGAGGGGGCGAAUAGACACGCACAAGCAUGACCGGUAAUCUGUGGCUGAACCCACGUCUUCCUGUCUCUUCCAAAUCUCAACGCCAUUUUUCCUCUUUCUUCAUUUGGGCCACAAUCUAAAGACAGCGGCAAAGUUACAGAAACAGGAGAACGGGAAAGGAUUAGAAGGAAGAGGAGGAAGCUAUGGCAACAGGCUUCUUGUGUUCAUGGAAUUCAAGCUUAAUUCAUAGUUCUAGGAAAGAGAAUCCGUUAUUCCCCAGAUCAUUCCUCGGUGCUGGACGGAGAAUUCUAGAUGAACUAACUGCAAAAAGGAACCCGAGUCGUCAUGGUUCUCAAAAGAAAAUAUCUCAUAGGUUCUCUGUGUUAGCUGUGACCGAAAGCUCUAAAGAGCCUAGCAAGACUGAAGAAACAAUACCUUCUUGGGCCAGGGCAGAUUCAGAUGUGCCCCCUCCUUGGGCUCAGGAUGAAGGCAAGGAAAGUACAUCGCAACAGAUAUUUGAGAUUCCCUUCUAUGUUUACUUACUUGCCUCAGCAGUCACUGCAAUUGCUGCUAUAGGUUCUGUUUUUGAAUAUGUGAACCAGAGGCCUGUGUUUGGAAUUUUGAACUCAGACAGCAUUUUUUAUGCUCCAUUGCUUGGAUUUUUCGCAUUAACUGGUAUUCCCGUUUCAGGAUUCCUGUGGUUCAAAUCUGUUCAAGCUGCUAACAAGGAAGCUGAGGAACAAGACCGGAGGGAUGGCUAUCGGUAGGGUCAAAUCUUUGCCAUUUAACUGCGAUGUAGAGCUACUUUGGAAAACUCGAGACGGGUCAUGUGGCGUUAUAGAAGUUGUUUCAAGGGAAAUAUGACGCCCAUUACAAACAGAAAUCAGGGUAGAUCUAUUCGGUUUCUAAAAGUUGAAAACUUGAAAUGUAAAACCCUUGUUAGUAAUAUUGUAAAAAAUUUUGACCUGUUAAAUAACAAAGCAUUUGAUACUUGCUGGUUC
Alnus glutinosa is the source of this 1007-nucleotide messenger RNA. RefSeq lists its product as uncharacterized. Lineage: Eukaryota; Viridiplantae; Streptophyta; Magnoliopsida; Fagales; Betulaceae. The transcript has 4 exons. Bases 210 to 773 code for a protein of 187 amino acids. The record is from RefSeq and is a predicted model, not a curated record.